GAGUGAAAGUGAAAGCCAUCGACAUAAAUAAUCCCUAACAAAGCUACUAUAUAACCAGUCGUGGUGAUCUGUGUCUGCGCUCAUUUCAGCUUUACGGAACCAACAUGACUACUUAUCCACUGGGUCUGUCUUUGCUGCUGUCUCUAGGUUUGUGCCUGGCGUUGGGCAGAACCAUCAGAGAGAACCACGUGGAGGUCACCUGCCCCUCAGGUCAGAACUGCACCCUGCGCUGCACCGCUGAGCCCAAAGAUGGGGUCCAGUACACCGCAGUCAGGUGGUACAAGCUCGAACACCCAUCAUCUCAGGAGAGCGGCUUGCUGACAAGAAAUCUCCCCGAUGGGCCCACGAGGUGGUACUCUGGUGCUGACACGAACGUGAAGCUGCAUGGUGAUUCGCGUGAUAUCGUCCUGCCUAAUGUGACGUGCAGCGACAGCGGCGUUUUCAAAUGUUACCUGGCUGCACCUGUGGGAGAGCAGAACCGGGAGGGGAAGAUUGUCCUCAAUCUCUCAGAUUGUCCCGUUCAACCAUUGGAUUUACUUACUGAUACUGACCUCACAGAAAAGCCUGUCGACUCUCCAGAUUACAAGAUUACAGACACUUGGCUGCUCAUGUCUGCUGCAGCAAUGCUGAUAGCAGCAUUUGUCAUUUUCCUAAUAAGCUAUAACUGCUUGAAGCAUACCCUCAGAGAAAAAGGCAAGAUUGUGAAAAAGGAAAUCUUAUUGGACGCUCCUCUCAAACCCCUGGAGACGAAGGACCUAAUGCUGAUUUAUACUUUGGGUCCAAAAACACCCAAAAUACAGCACGUCUGUGUGUGAAAAUCGUCUCAGGAUUAAGACACGAUAAAGAAUCCCUCAUUAGGAGACUCUACGAUGCUCGGUCUGAGAACAGGAAGUGCUCUAGCGCGAAGGGCCGACGAGAUAACGCAGGUCCGGCCUGCAUGUUGACCUCCUGGCUGUGAAGGUGCCUUGGGAGCAAAUGGCAAGAAAGGAUUGGGCGAUCGCUGUCACCGCAAAACCUGAAGGCAGAAAAGUCCUUUUCUAAAGAGCUACAUCAGCAGCUUCUGUUACUAAUGGAUCUUCCUGUUUACAAUGACCACAUGUUAAAGUUCUCAGUGCAGUUACACUUGUUCAUGACUUCAUACAUAAAUGUAUGAAUGUAUGAAUAAAUUGCAGCAUGUCUGCUUUUUUUGUGAAAAAGCAGACAUGCUGCAACAACAUUAACAAAUCACACUAGUCCCUUGUUUCUGCGCUUUCUGCCGCUGCUGCAUCUUUUUACUUUAAGAUGUUCCAAUGGUUUAAUGCCUUUUUUGUAAGUUGAGUUAAUUAUUGCUAAAAGCUGAUGACUGAGCCAUCACAUGAGGCUAUUGAAUAAUUGAAAACCAGGAAUUUUCUUUUCUUUUUUAUCUCAAAGUUUUGUAUGCUUUCAUUUUAUUUAUUAAAUAAUUAACUGAAUCGAAACACUUAUUUUUAGAAGUGUUGUUUGUUUUGGCUUUAGCUUAUUUGUGAAACCUAGUUUACACUAAAACAAAUUUACAAAAAAGUGCAAAUUUAGUUUAAUCUUAAUGUUGCUGACACUAAUGUCAACAAUGGUUCGGUUUUAGGGAUGGAUUCUAUUACUGUUUGGCUCUUACAAAUGAUAACCUGGUGCGUCCUGUGUGGGUGGAAACGUGAACCAGCAUGCUCUAUGAAACCAGGAAGUGAAAAAGAAUUAAGCUAACUCGUUAUUCCUAUUUAACGAAAGUUGUGGGUGCUGCAAAUUUCUCCUUGGGGCAUUUCAUGUCUUCACCUUUUUUAAAAAUAAAUAUCAGCUUUCAUAUCACAUGUCCCAGUGAGGAACCAAAACCAUGUUUUACAUCCUGAUUUAUAAAGUAGAUGAAGCUUCAAAACUUCAGAGAUUAAGCAGACUUGAGGCAAUAAAAAAAGAGGAAAAAUUAGAUGUUUAGGUGAAGCAUAAAAAAGAAAGUCUGUUUGCAAAAACAAGAAGUCUGGUAAAACGUCAAAGUUCUGUUAGAGAAAGCUGUUUGUACAUGUAUUCUGAAAACUGAAAUAUGUUUUUUGAACCGCGAGUCACCCCCUACCAGAGUCUUACUCCACUCCCACUUUUUGUUUGAAAAAGGCAACAAAUGUUGUUGCCUCGCAGACCGAGAGCACGGAGUCGCUAACAAAUACACACACACAGCCUCACAACAACAUUGUGACAUCACAAUGUACCAGCUAACGUCAUAGUGUACCUCACCAAUAGUGAUUGAAGAUUUAAAUUCAAAUGCAGUGCAGAGUUUUUACCUGAAGAUGGUACAACGCUGACAGUUUUAGGCACACUAUUUAAAUUUGAACUAAGAUGCACCAAAGCGCCAAAUUAUUGACUACACAUGUCUAAAGCACGAGAUACUCAUUUGUAUAGUUUAUCAGCAAAAAAUAGUUGAUUUGGGGGUGAAUUUGCUCUUUAAUGUUAAUAUAAGUUAUAACAAACCAAUUACAUGUUUUUUACAUGUGUUUUGUGUCUUGUUCAUCACUCCUAAAAAUAAAUAUUCACUUUUUGUUUCUAAAUUCUGUGAAACACUUUUUAGUGAUGCAAUAAAAACUGUUAGGCA
Molecule: messenger RNA, 2590 nt
Organism: Nothobranchius furzeri (turquoise killifish)
Lineage: Eukaryota; Metazoa; Chordata; Actinopteri; Cyprinodontiformes; Nothobranchiidae
Gene: cd83
Product: CD83 molecule
Source: RefSeq, a predicted model, not a curated record